This is a messenger RNA of Acanthopagrus latus (yellowfin seabream), 4522 nucleotides long. RefSeq names its product platelet-derived growth factor beta polypeptide b (gene pdgfbb). The record is from RefSeq and is a predicted model, not a curated record. The transcript is spliced from 8 exons. Bases 860 to 2371 code for a protein of 503 amino acids. Gene Ontology annotation, biological process: positive regulation of phosphatidylinositol 3-kinase/protein kinase B signal transduction; positive regulation of cell population proliferation; positive regulation of MAP kinase activity. Gene Ontology annotation, cellular component: membrane. Lineage: Eukaryota; Metazoa; Chordata; Actinopteri; Spariformes; Sparidae. Gene Ontology annotation, molecular function: platelet-derived growth factor receptor binding; growth factor activity.
GAAUAUCUGCAUAAAAUGAUUCACGACAGAGGAAACGCUGCUCAGAGGGGCUGCCGUGUGGACUCGUGCGCGCACAUUAUCACCCAUUCUUCAGGCAGGGGGCGGGAGAGAGAAACUGUGGAGCGGACCAGCAGCGGACUCCUGGAAACUCGCUGCGCUCCCCUCACCAGUGCCAGCGCCACCAAACACCACCGCUGCGUAAUCAGGCAGGUCCAGGGCUGAGGCGCACCGAGCUCUGCUUAUUGAUAAGACUCCUUGGAAGGAGAGGACCGCAGACGAGCGUGCGACGUUACUCGAGACGUUCAAGCCUGUACGCUUCACGGUUAAAGAGACCCCCCGCCCCCCCAGGAGAGAACUGGAUUUUUUUUUUUUAAUUGAUCGUCUUUGGAAUAAUUGAAACUUUACUUUUUUGCUUUACUUUUUUUUUUUUUUUUUUGUUCCUGCCUGAGAAGUUCCGAUCGUUGUUGUUUGGAGAUGUCCUUUAAAUAAUUGAUUACAUAUAGUCGGCUUUUAGCAGCAGAAAGCGCUUAAAUAGAGAAGACUGAAGAAUAGUAACAACAAUUUGGAGCUUUUUUUAAAAGUUUUUUUUUUCUUUUUCUUUUUUUUUUUUAAUCAAGCAAGGAGGAACUUUUUAAAUUUCAAUUUGUCUUCAUUUUGCCUUCUUCUUCUUCUUCGUCCUCCUCCUCCUUCUUCUUCGGAUAUCUCUGCUGGAGAGACCACAGUGGGGACGGGCGGUCCACGCGCGCGCAGUCCCGCAGGGCGAGCCGCUGUCCCCCCGCGCGCAGUGCUGAGCAGAGAGGGACUCUCGCGCCUCCAUAAAUGCCCGGUCCGUCGAAGAGGCUCGAGGCUGGGCAGCAACAUGAGCUCGUGGGUGCUGCUGCUGCUCGCGUUGCUGGCGGCGUGUCUGCGGUUUGGCGUCGCCGAGGGGGACCCUCUGCCUGCAGCCCUGGUGGAGCUGGUUAGAAACAGCCCCAUCUCCUCCAUAGAGGACCUUCAGCUGCUGCUGCUCACUGACUCCGUAGAUGAGGAGGACGGGACUUCUGCAGCCAGUGGAGGUCACAGACUACCAAGGAGCCUUGAUGCCCAGCCGGCUCAGCAGGCUCUGUGUAAAGUUCGAACAGAGGUGGUAGAGGUUACCAGGGCGAUGUUGGACCGUAGCAAUGCUAACUUCCUGUUAUGGCCGCCCUGCGUCGAGGUGCAGCGCUGCUCUGGCUGCUGUAACACAAAGAGUCUACAGUGUGUCCCUGUUGUCACGCACACCAGAUACUUACAGGUCAUGAAGAUUGAGUAUAUCAACAAAAGACCCACUUACGCUAAAGCAGUGGUGUCAGUGAUUGAUCAUGUGGAGUGUCGAUGUCAGCCCGCUCCACGUCCUCCUGUGCCCAAGAAGAAAUCAUCACGCAGACAGCACAGCCACCAGCAUCGAAACCAGACACUCGGACAUGAGCAGGUCAAGGUGCACUCUAAAGAUGAACUCCACCAGUGGGAUGAGCUGAAGCAAAACCAGAGGGCCCACCUGGAGGAUCUCCUGGAGCAGCAGUGGAGCCCCAGAGGAGACACAUUCACUCAGCCUGAGGAAGGCUACAGCCUGACAGGGGAGGAUGCAUCUCGCUCUGGAGAGGGCAUCAUUUUUGGUCCACACUUGGCACAUAACUCCACCAGGCUCCUUGGGACUAAAGACCAAACUGAGAAUCCAGAGAAUGUCGAGAGGAUCUCAGUUGGUAACAAGACUGUUUCCUCACUGGAUAAUGAUGGCGUUGAGGAAAACGACAAGGUGGUGGAAGGUGGGGAUGGGUUGCUGCACAACAGGACUGAAGGGACAGUUAACAAGGGAGGAAGGAGCAGGGACGAAGGCACACAAACACAGAGUCCAUCAUGGCAAGAAGACAAAUCCAACAAGUUCAGGCCUACUGAGGCAGCCAGUGAGGGAGUGGGGAUCAGGUUCAAACCGACCAAAGAGCCAAAUCCAGAGCCUCGAGAACAGGCGAGACGGAGAGACAAUGAGACUCCUGACGAAGUGAGGAUAUUACAGAUUGAGGAGGAAAAACUGGAGCAGGAGAGAAAAGAGCUCCUACUCCUCCACAAGAGGCUUGACCAAGAGAAGGAGAUACUGAGACAGCAGCAGAUGAAACGAGAAGAAGAGGAGAGGCAGCGAGCAAAGGAAGCUGAUGGUCAGCAUCACCUGCAUGGUAAACAUCAUCAUCAUCUGCAAACAAUAACUACACAGAAACCAGUGACAACAACCACUACCACGACCACACGGCUGCCAUCAGCUCCAGCAGGACCCAGACCCCCGGCCCGUCCACGGAGGAGGAUGAAAAAGAAUCGCAAACGGAUCAGCAAGGCAGCUAUGAGAGCGAUGCUAAUGUAGAACUCAAACAAACCCAGGGACACAAAGUGAACUUGGUGUAUUUCAUGGAUCCAGAGGUGAAGAAGAGUGACUCCCUUCAUAUAAGUAUUUAUUCACUUGUCAGUAACCUGCUCGUCCUGUGAGGUCUCCUCUGUAACACUACUAAUGUCUGUCUGCUGAACCUGUAACCACACCUGUAUGGAGUACGGCAAGGGGAAGGAGAAGAUGGAAUAUAAAUGAAAGGUGGACCUUGCUGAGAGAACACUUGCCUCUACAACGACAGCUGUGGGUAUGAAAUAAAGAGUGGCAGCCGAAGACUGAUGAAUUGUGUGCAAGCACAGAAGCUGUGGGGGACUGAAAUUGGAUCGCUGUAGAACUGUGGAAAACAGUGCAAUUUCAAAAUUCUUCUGGAAACCUUGUUUUGAUAUCAACAGAGAGAAACUGCACUUAGACUUUGACAGAACUGCAUCUAUAUGAGGUUUGAAUGACAAAAUUUGUUGCUGAAAGACUUUGUGAUAACCACAAACAUACUGGACAACAAAGUGCAUUCGGUGGAAAAAUGGACAUGACAAUGGACAGAACUCUUUUGUGUUAUUGAAGAAUCUGUUGUGUUCUGAUAAUCUUAGAAACAAUCAUCGAUAGACUCCAACAGUAGGUAAUGUUGACUGAAGUGAGCAGUAUUUGUGAUGUGUGAUAGACACACAAGACACGCUCAGUGUUGGGAAGAUAAAGCUGUGUAGAUUCAAAGGCCUGAUAUCAUUUGUUAGCUCUGCAAGACAGCGAUGGUUUCACUUUAACCAUAUUUAAUUAUAUUUAACUAACUGCAAACACUGGAAUCACAUGGAUGUGAUUAGAGAAAAAAAACAUCAAAUGUUGCAUCAGUGGGUUUUUUUUUUUUUACUUUAAAAAAUCUCAUCACAAGUGUGAAGAAAAGGGUGCUGUCUGAAUACUUACAGUGAUAGUGUUACACUUGUGACCUGACAUCAGGCUUUGUUUUUAUUUAUUUAUCUCUACCAUUACUGUGGAUUAACUUUCUAUACAAAUACUGCAAACAAGGUGACACGUGGUUGAGAUAUAAUCCAUCACAAGGGCGGAUAGGUGUAAACAGAAAAAGACGAUAAGUUUUAAGAGAAGAUGAAAACCUCGUGUGACCUCCCAGGAUCAUGCAUUGUUGAUCUUCUAUUUAAAAAAAUGUGUGCACGUGUUUGUUUUGUACGCGUAGGUGUGUGGUGUAGUGUGUGUAUGGACUUGUUUCCACACCUACACAUUUGUCAUGCAUCUCAGUAAUCAUGUAGAGGCAUCUAUCUGUUUCAUUCUUUCAUAAAGACAUGUCUUUUUUCCCCCACAGAUUUGUUUGUGAUAGAAACAAUGAACAACAUUCCUUUUAAACUGUGGGAGCACUUCCCUGCGACACACAUUUUCAAGUGGCCCCACCUUAUUUGAUUUAUUAAUCUCUAACACAUUGUUUUGACGUUCCAAUUUCAGGAAACAAAAAGAGUCAAAACAAGUCAAUCACUACUUAAAAAGGACAACGAAAAGACAUCUUUUCCAAAUGUACUUUUUGUUUUCAUGUCCUUAAUAUUUCCAUUAGUUACCACACAUAGUAACACACUGGUGAUGCUACUAGUCUCCAAUAAUCCAUUAUCAUCUGAACAUCUUAAAUUAUUGAAAAAACGGCUUGUACGUUUUUCAUGCCAACUUACAACUGUUAUUGAUUUUGUCUGUUUUAUUAUAAGAAGUGUUGAAAAAAAUGUGUUUGUGAUAACUUUGCCAUCUAAUGCUAUUUUCAUAUGGGUAUAAGAAGCUAAUGUGCUUAAAUCUACUUUGUUUUGUGUUUUCAUUCCUUUUCAUCUAGUUUUUCCUUGUAUAUAAAAGGCCAAAGUUUUGUCAUAUGCAAUUCAGAAAAACUGUCUGGCUUGGGAUGUCAGCAUGUAAGUCUACAGUCAUGCUAGCAGCUCCAUGAAGUUGUAUUUUCGCUCAGCGGUACUUUUAGCUCAAAGCUCACAUAGUACAAUGUAGUUCAAUGCUAAAAUGCUAAUCCCAAUCAGUUACAGUGUUUAUGCAUUUUAUAAGCCUAGUUUAUCGUGUUAGCAUGCUAUAAUUAGCUAAUUAGUAACAGACACAAUGUACGCCUGAGGUUGAUGAGAAUGAAGUACAACCCAACAAUUGCCA